Molecule: messenger RNA, 2496 nt
Organism: Beauveria bassiana ARSEF 2860
Lineage: Eukaryota; Fungi; Ascomycota; Sordariomycetes; Hypocreales; Cordycipitaceae
Product: patatin-like phospholipase
Exons: 2
Coding region: 1-2496 (831 amino acids)
Biological process (GO): lipid metabolic process
Molecular function (GO): triacylglycerol lipase activity
Source: RefSeq, a predicted model, not a curated record
AUGUUGAACAACGACGGAGAAAAGCCCAGAGCUAAGAAGACACCCUCCAAGACGACGACGACCAUAGCAACAACAGCAAAACCACCAUCUUCACCCCCGCUGUCGCCCAACUACGGCUUCCCACCCGAAGCGUUUGACGUCUCGCGCCUCCUCGACGGCGACCGCGAAUUCAUUUCGCCCGACGACAUUGCUGCGUUUGAGACGGCGCUGCAAGCACCCGACCACAGCGCCGCGCAAAACCCAGCGCAGAACCCACAGCACGACGGGCUGCGCUCGCCCAAGAGCCCCGGCUCCUUUAGCAUUACGCGGCGCGACUCGCAAAGCCUGAGCGCGGGCGGAGGCCUUGAGGAUGAUAGCGGCAGUGGCAGCAGUGCGCUGGCGACGGCAGCAGCCGCCGCCGCGGCGAAUGGCGACUUCAAGAAUGACGUGACAGUCAGCGGCGCGCGAGCGUCGUCGCCGGCGCCGGGCGACCAUGGCACAUUUGUGACGGCACAGAAUGACUGGGCACCCAUCAGCUCGCGGUUCUACCGCAGGAGCAAGCGCAAGCCGACGACGACGGGAGCGGCGGCGGCGUCCAAGAAGAAGCGCAGGCGGGCGAAACGCGCCGUUGAGGGCCUACUGGGCACGCGCAGCAAGGACGAGACGCGUGACGGGUACCUAUACCUGCUGGCCAAGUGGCCGUUGCUGCUGUUUGUCUUUGGCUGGCUGCUCGUGUUGAGCGUCUUGUACCUGCUCACGCGCUUCUACAUUGUCGUGUACGAGCAGUUCUUCACGUGGCGGGGGCGGCGCGCGGGCCUGCGGCGGGAGCUGCGCAAAGCGACGACAUACCGCGAGUGGGUGCGGGCGGCGCGCGCGCUGGACGCCUUCCUGGGCCGAGACACGUGGCGCGAGGAGAAUGACUUUGCGUAUUAUGACAGCAAGACGGUUAAGCGCGUCUGGGAUCAGAUGAAGAAGACAAGGGCCAAGGCAGAAGCGGAGGAGAAGGAUACGGUGGCGGCGGCGGCGGGCAGGACGGGUAAAGGAGGUGGUGAGGGGAUCAGAGCGGUGGAGGAGCUCAAGGCGCUCACGGAGGCGUGUGUCAAGAAUAAUUUUGUGGGCAUUGACAAUCCAAAGUUGUACAGCCAGACAUAUUACGGAACAAAGAAUCUGGUGCAAAAUUUCAUCGACGAGGUGGAGAGAAGUCUCAAGUUUUUACUCAAAACGAAACAACUCGCGCUGGAAGAAAAGAGAGUCCUCUUCAAGCACAUUCAGGCCAAUUUUGGAAGGACGGCGCUCUGCCUAUCCGGCGGUGCGAGCUUUGCAUACUACCACUUCGGUCUCGUUCGAGCGCUGCUGGAUGCAGACCUGCUUCCCGACGUCAUCACGGGCACGAGCGGCGGCGCCCUUAUUGCCGGCCUCGUGGCCACGCGAACAAAUGAGGAGCUGAAGCAGCUGCUCGUGCCGGCACUGUCCUCGCAGAUCAACGCCUGCUCCGAGGGCAUUGCGACAUGGUUCCCGCGCUGGUGGAAGACGGGGGCGCGGUUCGACUCGGUGCAGUGGGCGAGGCAGUGCAGCUGGUGGACGCGGGGGUCCCUGACGUUUCGCGAGGCGUACGAGCGAACGGGACGCAUCCUCAACGUGAGCUGCGUGCCGGCGGACCCUCAUUCGCCGACGAUUCUGUGCAACUACCUGACGAGCCCCGACUGUGUCAUCUGGUCGGCGGUGCUGGCGUCGGCGGCAGUACCGGGGAUUCUGAACCCGGUGGUGCUCAUGAUGAAGAAGGCAGACGGGACGCUGGCGCCGUACUCGUUUGGGCACAAGUGGAAGGACGGCAGCCUGCGGACCGACAUUCCCAUCAAGGCGCUCAAUACGCAUUUCAACGUCAACUUUACCAUUGUCAGCCAGGUGAAUCCGCACGUCAAUCUGUUCUUCUUCUCGUCGCGCGGCAGCGUGGGCCACCCGGUGACGCACCGCAAAGGGCGCGGCUGGCGCGGCGGGUUCCUCAUGUCGGCGACGGAGCACUACCUCAAGCUCGACAUGAACAAGUGGCUGCGGUUCAUCCGGCACGCGGAGCUGCUGCCGCGGCCGCUGGGCCAGGACUGGAGCCAGCUGUGGCUGCAGCAGUUUAGCGGCACCGUCACCAUCUGGCCGGCGGCGGUGGCGGCGGAUUUCUGGCACAUCCUCUCGGACCCGGACCCGGCGCGGCUGGCGCGCAUGCUGCACGAGGGCCGGCAGGGCGCGUUCCCGGCGCUGCUGUUUGUGGGCAACCGGCUCAAGGUCGAGCGGCUGAUUGAUCAGGGCCGCACAGAGUCGAGGCCGUGGGUGCGCAGGGGCAGCCUGGAGAGGAUCCUGAGCGAGGAUGACUUGCGGAGCAUCUUGGUCGGCGAGAUGAUGACGUCGGGCGGCGCGGGAGGCACGACGGAGGAGGAGACGACGGAUUUGGAGGAGGAGGUUCUUGUGGAGGACGACGACAAGGCAGAGGAUGAUGGGGGACUGUUUGUUAAACGAAGAGGUUGA